This is a messenger RNA of Mercenaria mercenaria, 4557 nucleotides long. Its product is annotated as complement receptor type 2-like. The record is from RefSeq and is a predicted model, not a curated record. The transcript is spliced from 9 exons. Bases 166 to 1050 code for a protein of 294 amino acids. Lineage: Eukaryota; Metazoa; Mollusca; Bivalvia; Venerida; Veneridae.
AGCUAAUAUAUACUGAGACCUUAUUGAUUGAUAUUUGAUAAAAAUAAAAUGGGAUAUAAUUAGAUAAAUGAUCUCAAAAUUUGGAAUUCCAAACUAGAAAUAAUAUAGAUACAGCACAUACAUAUUUUGGAAACAAUGGUCGAUAGAUGAGCGAGAUUUUACAAGAUGGGAAUGGGUGUUGAUUUCAUGGUAUUGCUUGUGUUUGUCACAGCAGUUAUAAGCACACUUUUACAGUACAACAUUGUUGGUGCCUCUGAUUCAAACAAGUUUUACUGUCACGGAGAUUAUUGCAGAACGGAUGAACCGACUGAAUUUUGCAGCGAAACUUACAGAAUAUGUCGACCUUGUACUGAUAUUUUAGAUGACUGUUUAUCUUCACAGUUACCUAGAAACUGCUCAAGUACUUGUAUCAGGCAUAAAGUAGAACAGCAGAUGAAAGAAUUACAAGGAACCGCAUGCCCUGUUCUGACUGAAAUAACCCAUGGGAAACAUAAUGGUUCCCUGACGGAUACUCAUAAACCUGGGGAGGUCAUCGAGUAUACUUGUGACAAGGGAUUCCGACUACACGGCGAUGGCUAUAGGGAAUGCAGACAAUAUGGGUACUGGUCGAAUGACAUCCCAACAUGUAAAGAACCGGAAUGUCAGAUACUACCCAGUGUAGCAAAUGGGAUGCACAAUGGGUCUUCAAACACUUGGACAACAGGAACGGUUGUUGUGACGUCGUGCGCGGUUGGGCAUCAGAUGCAUGGUAAAAGCACAACGGUUUGCAAUAGUGACGGUGUUUGGUCGAACUCUCUGCCUGUAUGCAAAAGGAUUACGUGUAUGCAGCAGCAUCCAAUUCGAAAUGGCAUAUGGCUUUAUUCACACAAAGCUUUAAGGCGGUAUGUGUCGGGACAUAUAUUACGGGCAGAGUGUGAGCAAGGAUAUGUAAUGGACGGGCAACCUGAAUGGAAUUGUACCGACGAAGGUUAUUGGGAAAGCAGUGGUAGUCUAUACAUGCCUGUGUGUUUUCUUAAGGGCAAAUUAGCCACAGUCCAAAGUAUUGCAUAGUAUAUUAUAAUAGCGCUUGGAGUGGCACUGUUUGUAAGCGUUUCGUCAAAUGUUGGAUGUCUUUACCUGUUGUUUCGGAAACGAUUGAUAUGUUGUUUUAAACAACAAAUGUAUGAGAAUAUGGUACCCCAACAGAAAAAUAGUGACAUUGAUAUUGAAACAUUUAAUGUCAAUGAAGAAAGUAGACGGUUACUUGAUAAAGAGGUAAUUUCACUGCGUGAUCAAAAACAACCUAGAGAAAAAGUCGUUUUAUCUGGAGAGAGCGACAUACCAGCACCAAAUACAUAUAACAGCCAAAGCAAGGAGCCCCCUGGCUCCUCUAGCAACACAGAUACACCACAGAGAACCCCGGAAAAUGUUACUGUUAAUAUUUUUAACAACAACAACAACAACAACACUGUUCAAAACAGAACGAUCUUUGAUAGCGCAGAUCAACAGACAACACCAAAAACCAUACCUACCGCCGAUGACACAUCACGAACAACCCAAACAGCACCGCCAAAGACAGCCCAGGACGACAAAGCGCCUGUGGAAGAGUCCGGGAUAUCAUGCAUACCGAGCCAACCGGAAUCAUCUGGUGGAACUCUACCGAAUCAGUCGGAAUUAUCUGAAGACAUGCUUCCAAAUCAGUCGGAAACAUCUAGUGGCGCUCUUCAGAAUCAGUCGGAAUCGUCUGGUGGCAAUUUUCAGAAUCAGUCUGGAUCUGCAGGUGGCACUUUUCCGAAUCAGUCGGAAUUAUCUAAUGGCACUCUUCCGAGACAGACGGGAUCAUCUGGGGGCACUUUACAGAGUCAGUCGGAAACAUCUAAUGGUAUUCUACUUAGUCAUCAGGACUUUGGUGCCACUGUUCGGAGUCAGAACAAAUCAUUGGAUGAUACAGAUGAUAUUAUGCAGCAAAUGUCAACGGUAACUGAUGCUCCGGAUGAUAACGAAGAAAGAAAUGCUACAACGCCUUUUUUAACAGACAAUAGACAAUAGGCAUGUCCUCGGCCAAAAUGUAGUUAUUCAAUAUAGUGAAAUUGACGCUGGUGAUACAGAUGUCUAAUGAAUGUUUAUAUUAUUUAAAGGGUCUGAAUAGGGAAAUGGGAAUAUUUCAAAGUUUCCAAUACGGGAAUUGCAACUCUUUUUUCCUGUUUGUACAUAUUACAUUUAACAGUAUACAUCUUUUAAUGUUAAAUACAUUAUUCACAAUUUUAAGCUGGAAAAUCUGUUUGAGAUACAAACGAGUACUUCAAAUAUUUCUAUUUGACUUUCAAUGAUCAUCAGUUUCUGCUAAAGUCCCUAAGGGUUUCAGGUUUUAACGGUAUCUUUUCCGUAAAUGUACCUUCAUUGCUUGAAAUGGUUCCACUAAAGUUGUAACUUGGGCUGAAAGAGUUACAUCUGUGUUCUUGGGAGACAUAACUAAACAGAACGUCAACUGUUGUUCAAUGUUUUGUUAUUUAUAUCGAAAACUUCGUUAUUAUUAUUCUGUAUGUUAAUAUUCACAUUGUACAUUAUAUGAUCAUUGUUAUUGUAAAAGCCAUUUAAUUUAUUGUUAUUCUAUGUUUCGUUAUUGUUAUUGUGUGUUUGUUACUGUUACUCAAUGUUUCGUUAUCAUGGUUAUUCAUGUUGUUAAAAGCACAUAACACACUUAUAAGAAUGUUUAAGAUUACAAUAUGUAUUGCUUUUUUUAGGUUGAAAUAAUUUUGUGCAUAUAGUGUACGGUUAUAUUUUGAAGAUAAAACAUUUUUUAAAUGUUUAAUGUACACAGUACUAUGAGCGUUGACAGUUUAGCAAUUCCUACUCAAGAUCGAGCGUUAAGCACAAUAUCUUAAAGAUUAUAUUGCAAUACUAAAUAUCAUCUUACAAAGGAAAUAUUAGUUUUACAAUACCCUAAAGGAAACAAGAGUAACCUUUUUCAAAAUAUGCUUCUCAUACAUUAAUACAUCCAAAGAAAUAUUACAGUACUUCAGUCUGAUUAUGUAACUAUGUAAUAUAUAUAGAGACUUACCCUAAGCCUUCUUUACACAAGGGAAACAAUCUGUUUAUAUAGUGAAAUUGUUGAGUGAACACCGUUUGUAACCCUAAUCCUGUACAUGUUAUAUCAGUACAAAGGAAAAGUAAACUAUCUAUGUUAAAUGCCAAGCAUGAUAACACAGUUAUGCAUCUAGCAGUUCUGAAAUUGAUUUCUUCAAUUUUCUCAUAUUUCUAGAUAUUUUCCCAUACUUUGACGCAUAUGUAUGAGUAGUUGAGAUUGUUCUCUUUCCAGCAGUAGCCUUACCAACAUACUUCACCAUGUGAAAUUCUGGGGGUUUUGACUUUUAAAAAAAAAUCGUCUGUUUGUUGACAAAUUUCAUCACAGGGAAUGUCCCACUUUCACCAGGGCAAUCAAUUAUUUGAUCUUUAUAUAGUUUUGUAUUCAGGUUGCUAAUCCAUGUGGCAAAUAUGCAUGCUUUUUCCAUGCAUAGAGGUAAAAAGGGCAUAGUUUGCAUGAGGUUCUAGGUCAAUAGCCACCUAAGCCUAUCAUAAAGUCUAAACAGAGUUGUGUCCAUUUUUUCCAAAUAUUUUACCCGGGAUCAUUUUUUUUCAGCUCAAAUAACUCUUUUUCAGGAAAUGAUGUAUUAAUAAUUUUUUCAGUCCUUGUAUUUUGAUGCAGGUAACUACACAUAUAUCUAAUAUAGACAGCUCCUACUUGAAGUUUAUAUUUUUAGUUACAAUGCCUAAUAUAUAUAUUAAGCUAUGAUACAGAUAUAUAUCCAACAUUGAUUUUACUUAUGUACAUGAUUCAUAAUCAGAUUUUUAGAUAUGAGUAUGCUAUGCACUUGCCAUGUAUUACAAUUGAAUGAUUGUGUGUGUUGCGUUUACUGCUAGGCAUGUUGCCUUUGUAUGAGUAUAAACGUCAAUCUCUCUAUAUUGGCAGUUAACCAAUGAUCUGCCGUGCAUUAUUCAUUAUUUAUGUUCCAACCUCCUAAAUAACGAAGACAAUAGCUAUCACAUGGCACUGUAGGAACAAUUAUGUUUUUAUUUUUCAUGGAAAUCACUGACAUUCUAUCAAGUGUAAGAGAGGGGGUACAUGCAUGCCAUCCCAAACUGUAUAUAUUUAUGACAUUGUAUUAUAUUUUGAUAUUAAUAUCUAUAUUUAUGAACGUAUUUUUGCAUUAUUUGUCUAUUGUUCACUGGUUGAUUAUAUGAGCAACACCAUGAGAAAACCAACAUAGUGCAUCCGCGCAGUCUAGUCAGAGGCCAUGCGGUUCGCUUUCAAAGCCAAUUGCAAUUAGAGAAACCAUUAGCGAACAACAUGGAUCCUGACGAGACUGCGCAGAUGCGCAGGCUGGUCUGGAUCCAUGCUGGUCGCAAAUGCACUAUGUUGGUUUUCUCAUGGCGUGGCUCAUAGGUUGUAUUUAAGUUGGCCAUUUUUUUACUUUGAUCUCGCUAGUAGAAUUUUGAGAGAAUAUGCAUAAUAACAUGGUAACUACUUUCAAUUUUGUACAUUCUGAUUAAUAAAGGGAGUUAAUCAUAAACAGUGAA